This is a messenger RNA of Diaporthe amygdali, 1758 nucleotides long. RefSeq lists its product as uncharacterized. The record is from RefSeq and is a predicted model, not a curated record. NCBI's taxonomy places the organism in Eukaryota, Fungi, Ascomycota, Sordariomycetes, Diaporthales, Diaporthaceae. The coding region runs from base 1 to 1758 and encodes 585 amino acids. The transcript is spliced from 2 exons.
AUGGCAUCGCAUUCAAGCGGCACGACCGAAUACCAACAUUUUGUUCCCCAGUUCCUGCUUCGAAACUUUUCCAAGCCGUAUGAACCACCAAAAAAUGAGCCGGGACGACAGUCCAAGAAGAGACGUGGCAGGGGCGUCAAGAUGUACCGCGGGGAGCGUGUCGUUAGCCAUGUCGACCUCACAGCCGAUAAAUUGGCCAUCGAAACCACCCCGGUCAAGCGAGUCCUGGGCAUGAACAACAUGUACGAGGACCUCGCUCAAGCCACAGCCAAGGAAAGGCACCACAUCGAGGAGAUGUUCGGAAGGCUUGAAAGCGCUGCCAGUCCUGUAUUUCGCAAGAUCACCAAAGCGUUCGAGCAAGGGGAUACUGAACUCUGGUUGACGCGAGACGAGAGGAACAUCGUCCGUAAAUUCUUGUUCCUGCUCAAGUACCGCGGCUCUCAGUUCCGCCGACGAUUCUACCACGAUACGCCAGAACAGUAUGAUUCGGAUGACAAAUUGCAGCUGCGCCAAUAUAUGCGUGACCGAGGCUUCCAACGACCUAUCGAUGUCUGGUUUGAUAACCUCAAAGCCAUUGCAGAAUGCAAGAUGGAUGUCGAGGGCAAGUGGAUGACAGAUAUCCUCGAACGAAUGUACCCUGAAGAUGCCAUGUGGUUUUGCCAUCACACUCAGCAGUCUUACAUGGCUCUGUGCUCUCCUUCUGAAGCCGAUGCGGAGUUCCUUUUGGGCGAGAAUAGCUACACUGUAUGGGAGGGAAUCAGUUCUUUCAGAGUCGACAUGAAAACAGGAGAGGAGAUAGGCUCUUCCUGGGUCGACUUUCAUGACUUCGCGCCAGUCUCGCCGAAGGUGAUGAUCGUGUUGAGGAGCUUUCUCCUCCCCUUGCCAGAAGAGGAUGCUGAUCCUAAGUUCCGGAAACUAAAGGACCAAUGGUGGGCAGAUGCUGUCGAUCGACCAUUCGGGGCUGGCCGCAGAUCGGAGCUCGCUGACCUGCCCAUCGCGAAAGCGCGCAACAACUACACGGAAUUGAUCGAUGGGCAGCUGAGGCCGCUCGAACCGCAAGCGCCAAGGUCCAAGCACGACAAGUUCCUUUUCAAGUUCUUCCGUAUCAAUCGCGACCACGUCAACAAGAUCAACUCAUUCCUGCUGGAUAAUGCUCACUCAAGCAUCGUGUUCGCAUCUCCGGCGAUCUUCACCAGGACCUUGGAAUGGUACAUGGCGGACACGUCUCAGACCUGGAAGACCGUUGUGGGAACGGAAGACGAGAGGAAUGCAAAAGUCAUCUUGCUCACGAAGCUCGCCGCUCUGAUGAAGUCCUUGGGGUCUGAAAUCGAACCCGUCUGGGAAGAGGCACCGAGCGCAAAGUCUUUGAUGUUGAAUUUCACGGGCCAGGGGCCUACCGGUGUCCUGCGCUCAGAGUACCAAAAACUCCUGGACGGCAUGAUGAAAAAUUUGGACCGAGAAGACGCGACGAGAAUGUUGGAGUUGGAAGUGGAACUCUUUGGCAAGCCAGAAGACGCCAGGAUCACUGAUUCGAGCUGCCCCUCUCUGCUACCUCUCGCAGUCUGUGAUCGUAAUGACAUCAUAUCAGCUGUCUAUCAGUUCGCUAAGGGGGAGGUUCUGAGUCGCCACAUCUACGAAACUGCUAGGAACAGCAUCGAGAAGGAUAGGCCGCCAGUUUUCAAGGUUCGGAUUGACAUCUGCCCAGACGCUCUUCUGAUUGGAGCAAGAAUACACAGCUUCGUGUUGAGGCCCGGCUGA